This is a messenger RNA of Caenorhabditis elegans, 828 nucleotides long. RefSeq names its product putative RNA-binding protein EIF1AD (gene ZK856.11). Gene Ontology annotation, biological process: translational initiation. The record is from RefSeq and is marked reviewed. Bases 104 to 631 code for a protein of 175 amino acids. Lineage: Eukaryota; Metazoa; Nematoda; Chromadorea; Rhabditida; Rhabditidae. The transcript has 4 exons. Gene Ontology annotation, molecular function: translation initiation factor activity; RNA binding.
AGGUUUCGGGCCUUUUCUCCAGUUUAUGCGUAUAAGUAGAAGAAGUGAUACAUUAAUCGUAUACUUCCCAACUUAAAACUCAAUUUUUUUUAAACCUGAAAUCAUGUCUGCUGCUACCAAAAAGAGAUACAUUACCAACAAAGUUGGAAGCGAGUUUUACGAGCUUGUUGAUGAAGACAUAAUUGCACAAGUCCGACAAUCGCGUGGUAACAAUUUGCAUGAAGUUCUCGAUCAAAAUGGUGACAGCUAUGUUGUAUCGAUGCCCACAAAGUUUAGAAAAUCAGUAUGGCUUCGGCGUGAUCAGUUUGUCGUUGUUCGGCCAAUCACAGAAGGAGACAAAGUGAAAGGAGAAAUCGAGUACAUUUUGGAUCAGGACAAUGUUUUAUACAUUCGCGAACUCGGCAAAUGGCCUACUUGUUUCGAAGAAAACGCUCUAAAAAUGACUCGAGAAGCUAAGCGUGGUCAAACAUCGGAUAAAAUGAUCGAUGACGACAUGCUUCCACCAAGUGAAAGCGAAGAAGAGGACGAAUCAGAAGGGGAGGAGACAUACGAUGAAGAUGACGUUGAUGACGAAGAGGAAGAAGAAUUCGACACGUAUAAUCCAAACCGAAUGCAGGCACCUUCGAAAUGAAUAAGCAGUUUUCAAGUUGCUUUCCCUACCCACUUUAAAUUGGCGUUUCCCGUGUUUUUGUUACAUUACUGUUAUUUUUGUUAUCAUGUUCUUUCACUUCCAACCGCCUUUACUUUCCUGUUUAUGCGCCUGCUGCCUCUCCGUGGCAUGAUCGCGUCCAUUUCAUAAAGAUAAGACAGUUGCUUUGAAAAUCGAUA